Messenger RNA from Brassica oleracea var. oleracea, 1791 nucleotides. Its product is annotated as AT-hook motif nuclear-localized protein 9. The record is from RefSeq and is a predicted model, not a curated record. The transcript has 5 exons. Lineage: Eukaryota; Viridiplantae; Streptophyta; Magnoliopsida; Brassicales; Brassicaceae. The coding region runs from base 490 to 1527 and encodes 345 amino acids. Gene Ontology annotation, molecular function: minor groove of adenine-thymine-rich DNA binding.
UUUGAACUUCAAUACUAUCUUUUCAGAAGAAAGAAGAAAAAAAAAAGAAUGAUCUCAUUGUUAUCCUCACAGUAAAUGCUUUUGCUUUGAUGGUCUGUUAGAGGUUUGUUUGUUUGUUUCUGUUUCCCUCUGUCACCAAGAAACCCCAGAAGAAAGAGAGAUAACCCUAAACCUAAACCAAAACCAAAACCAACAUCAAACUCAAAUCUUCUUAGCCAUUAUGAAUAGAAGAGAAAGCUUUUCUUGUUUUUGGUGAAAGAAUGAAAGAGAGUAAGCUGAGAAGUUUAUAAGCUUUUGCAUGUUCCUUUCUCCUCAAGUUUUUAAUAUCUUUCAUAAAGUCUCUCCACCUUUGAUUCUGUUUUUUUUCUUUCUUAUCCAUUUAUCCUCACUCUCUCUCACCUCAUAAUUCUAAGCCACAAAGGUUUCUUCACUCUUUCCUCUAGUAAACCACUUUUAAGAGAUCUUUCUCUCUUCAACUGUAAAUGCUAAAUGGAUCAAAGAGAUCCAAUGGGUUUAACCGGGUCAGGCUCUUACUACAUCCAAAGAGGACUACCCGGGUCGGUUCCUCCUACGUUUCACGGAUCCUCACAGCAACAACAAGGCCUUCGUCACUUACAUAACCCAAACUCUCCAUUCGGUUCAGGCUCCACCGGGUUCGGAUCUCCUCCUUUACGCGGUGACCCUUCUCCAGCAGCACCAACCGGAGCUGUUCCUCAUCACGUUGGCGUUCACAUGAUCUCUCCUCCUCCUCCUACAAGUGAAACUCCGAUGAAACGUAAGAGAGGACGGCCAAGAAAAUACGGACAAGACGGUUCUGUUUCUUUGGCAUUGUCUUCUUCCUCUGUUUCAACCAUUAACAGCUCUAACAAACGCGGCCGUGGUCGGCCUCCUGGCUCCGGCAAGAAACAGAGAUUAGCUUCCACUGGUGAGUUGAUGAUGCCUUCAUCUUCUGGAAUGAGCUUCACGCCACACGUGAUCUUGGUUUCUAUAGGAGAAGAUAUUGCAUCAAAGGUUAUAGCUUUCUCUCAACAAGGUCCAAGAGCGAUUUGCGUUCUAUCUGCUAGUGGAGCUGUCUCUACUGCAACGCUGCUUCAGUCAUCAUCACCUCCUGGAGCUAUUCAGUACGAGGGCCGGUUUGAGAUCUUAGCCUUAUCAAUAUCUUAUCUUGUCCCAACUGAUGGAAGUUUCCGGAAUAGAACUGGAAACUUAUCUGUUUCUCUUGCUAGCCCUGAUGGGCGUGUGAUUGGUGGUGCUAUUGGAGGACCUUUAAUAGCAGCUAGUCCUGUUCAGGUUAUUGUAGGGAGUUUUAUAUGGGCAGCUCCAAAGAUAAAGAACAAGAAACGAGAAGAAGAAGGUUCUGAAAAUGUCCAAGACACAAAUGAUCAUCAAGCUCUGGACAAUAAUAACAACACUGUUUCCCCUGUUCCUCAACAACACACACAAGGCCAAAACCUGAUAUGGUCAACAGGUUCAAGGCAAAUGGAUAUGCGCCAUGCUCAUGCUGAUAUUGAUCUAAUGCGCGGUUGAUGAUGUCACAGUGAAACCUGUGUGUAUAUAAAGCAUGGAAGCUAGGGAGAAGAAGAAGAAGGAACAUAAGCUAACCUCUGAACAAACGUAUGUGGAAAUGUUAGGGAAACUGAAACUCUUGUGUGGUUUUCUUGAUUUUUAUGACUAUAGCAUUGCAGAGAAAUGUUCAGUCUCUAUGUCUGCUUGUAACAUUGAUUCUACUUCCUUGUAACAUCUUUGAUAUGAAUACAAAACAAGGGCCUCUUUGGUCAAGGUUUGUUACCA